AUGGGCCACCGCCAUAGAUUUCUCUGCAUCACUUCUGUGCUUCUUCAGCCCCUUGCCGGGAUGUCACGGCCAGGAACCGCUGCAGAAUGCUGGCAAGCUGGCUUUACCUACGAGCGCUGCUGCUUGCGAAGUUUUGGUCCAGAUGCAACCUGUUUCCCACCUGGCUAUGGCUUCGACGAGACCAGCUGCUGCUCCGGCUUGCUGCAGGCACUCCUCGCAGCACAGCACAGAGGAGACGACGGCCCGUCCAGGGCUGAAGCUUCGUGGCUCGGUGUGCGAAGAUGCGCAGAGAGGAGCAAGGAAGAAGCCGCCAGCGAGCCUGCCAGUCUCGUAGGAAAUGAGUUUCUGAAGACACUGACUUGCAUCGCUUCGCUUCCCUCUGUGGACAUCGUGAUGGAUACCUUUCUGGGGGGAGGCUUCAGCUGUAAAGCGAUAGCCACGGGGCUGGCCACAUCGAAACCUCGCAAGAGGCCCCCUACGGUGCUGGCUUUUGAGAUGUACGAGGACCGGAUAGACUCGGCACUCAAGCUGCUCAACGAGGUGCCCCUUCCGCUGAAGUCGCCAAUUGUUGCGGACAUUGUCAAGGAGGAGGGGGAGAACAUUCCACUAUCGAAUGACUACAAGGAGAAACUGUACCGGUACCAAAGCGACCUACUCGAGGCCUUGCAAUCAGCUCCAGUGCUGGACAAGGAGCCUUUGCAGAUGGUCUUCGCACACGGUACCCCUUUGGCGCGCAGAUCUCUCAGACAUUAUGCUUGGAACGCGCUGGACAUUGCUUGCCAGCACUUGGCUCCUGUAGAUUUGGUCGUCAUCGAUCAGGAUUUUGCAGACGUGACCAAGGAGUGGUUCAUCAUUGAGACUGUUUGCCGUCCAAGGUUGGUAGCCUUGUUCAAUGUCAACAUCCAUGGCGGGGGCGGCUGGAUCAAGAAUCGGCUUGAAAUCCUGGACAACUGGCAACUGGAAGCCAAGGGCGUGCUCAAGUUGGGCGAUUCCAUGUGGCUUUCCAUGACAGAAGUGCGGAGAUUGCGGGCUUGGACAAUUUUUUCCAACCUGGCUGUGCAUCCAUAA
Messenger RNA from Symbiodinium necroappetens, 1068 nucleotides. Lineage: Eukaryota; Dinophyceae; Suessiales; Symbiodiniaceae. The record is from the annotation of a GenBank genome assembly.